This is a messenger RNA of Amoebophrya sp. A120, 301 nucleotides long. NCBI's taxonomy places the organism in Eukaryota, Dinophyceae, Syndiniales, Amoebophryaceae. The record is from the annotation of a GenBank genome assembly.
CCUGUGCCCGUCGGCAGACGACCGUGCUCGUGUAGAACGUGCCACUGCUCGCCUACGCCAGACGGACCGCAAGCCGUCGGAAGAUGCUCCAGCAGAGCCCGCAUCUUCGAAUUGGGAAGAUCUGUACGAUGAUCAGGAGCUGGAUGAUUUGACGUCUGGGUGGUAUGGAGUUGCACUCUCCAUCCGCAGGUCAGGAAAGAUUGACUAAGACCAAGCGUACCUGUUGUCGAAGAUAGCAACUUGUACUAUGAAACAACUUUUCGUUCUUUCAUUCUUCUGAUGAACUACUAACUGACCACAG